Molecule: messenger RNA, 1929 nt
Organism: Cyanistes caeruleus (blue tit)
Lineage: Eukaryota; Metazoa; Chordata; Aves; Passeriformes; Paridae
Source: RefSeq, a predicted model, not a curated record
AUGGCUCCGACUCCUCUGGAUUUGGAAAACCGUCCAAUCCCAGAACCAGGUCCUAAUGAGGUCCUCCUGCGCAUGCAUUCCGUUGGGAUCUGUGGCUCUGACGUUCACUACUGGCAGCACGGUCGAAUCGGGGAUUUUGUUGUCAAGGAUCCCAUGGUGUUGGGACACGAAGCUUCCGGGACUGUCGUAAAAGUGGGCUCUGGGGUGACUCAUCUGAAACCAGGCGACCGUGUGGCCAUCGAGCCGGGUGUCCCAAGGGAAAUGGAUGAGUUCUGCAAAACUGGGCGCUACAACCUGUCCCCGACCAUCUUCUUCUGUGCGACACCCCCCGACGACGGGAACCUGUGCCGCUACUACAAGCACAGUGCAAGCUACUGCUACAAGCUUCCAGAUAAUGUCACCUUUGAGGAAGGAGCCCUUAUCGAGCCACUCUCGGUGGGAAUCCAUGCCUGCAAAAGAGCGGGAGUCACUCUGGGAAGCAAAGUCUUCGUGUCUGGCUCUGGACCAAUUGGCCUCGUUAAUGUGAUUGUUGCUAAGAUGAUGGGUGCAGCAGCCGUGGUAGUUACAGACUUGUCUGCCUCUCGCCUGCAAAAAGCCAAGGAGGUGGGAGCAGAUUUCACCAUUCAGGUGAAGAAUGAGUCCCCGCAGGAGGUGGCCUCCAAAGUGGAAAGUGUGCUUGGCUGCAUGCCUGAGAUAACUGUGGAGUGCACAGGAGCACAAGCCUGUAUCCAGGCUGGAAUUUAUGCCACUCGUUCUGGUGGGACCUUGGUUCUGGUGGGGCUGGGGCCUGAGAUGGUGACGGUGCCCAUUGUGAACGCUGCUGUGCGGGAGGUGGAUAUCCGUGGGAUAUUCCGCUACUGCAACACGUGGCCUGUGGCCAUUGCUCUUCUUGCAUCCAAGAGGAUCAACAUUCAGCCCUUAGUUACGCACCGUUUUCCCCUGGAGAAGGCUCUGGAGGCCUUUGAGACCACCAAGAGGGGUGAGGGGGUCAAAGUCAUGCUGAAGUGUGACCCCACCGAUCAGAGCCCCUGAGCUGUCCCAGUGCCCGGUGCUCAUCCCUGCUGCUUGUAACUAGAAAAUCUCUUGUAAUGAGCGUCAGCGGCACUGGGAAACAGCAUUAGAGCAUUAACUGGUAACCACAAAUGGACAUCCAAUAGCUUGAAUCAAAAUCCUAAAUCAGAGAUGGUGAUUUGUACAGUUGGUGGCUCUUCUUCACAGACCACAUGUGCCAGGGAGGGUGUCACUGGCAUGUGGCACAGCAAGGGUGGAGAUGCUGGCACUCCCCCUUCCCAUCCCACACUGCCCUGGCUGCAGCACUUCCUGCAUGGCAAUCCCUGGAUGCCAGGUAGCCCUGUAUGAAUAUUCCUCCUUCCCUUGUGGGUGCUCAGGGACUGUACAGCCUGUGGAAAAAAGCCUGGCCCUCCCCACUCCAUGGGAAGCACUGGCACAUUCAGGGCACUCUUCUCAAAACUCAGAACCGGGGUUUUUUUGAAACUUGGAGGUCAGCUGGGACCACGUCUGCUGUGUCACCCCCCAGCAGCUCCUCGUGGGAGCACUGCAGGCAGGGAGACUGGGACUGCUGAGAGUCCUGUCCUUAUGUGCCUCCUGUGAAGGGGCUGUUGGGGGGCACAGCUGCUUUUGAUGUGAAGGGGAGCACAGGUGAGACGUGAGGGGACAGCAUCACUCAAAGGUUUUACCACUGUGAACAGCUCAUAAUUAAUUUAUUUAAUAAUUUAAUAAUUAAAUAACUCAUAAUUUGGGAGUAUCAAGCCUUCCUGCUGAGUUUGUGAGCCACAAACAAGGUACUAACAAUGUAGCAAAAGUCUAAUCUUUGAUUACAGUCAUGUUAAUUUUAGUACUGAGAGAUCAGUUCCUUCCUUGGGCUGGAACUGAACUUUCCUCAAUAAAUUCUGGCUGCCUGAGACCUUC